CGCUCCCGGUGUCACUCGGAGCCGCCGCGGAGCGCCCGCUGCCGCCGGGGGGCGGGGGCCGCGGGCUCCGCCGCUCCGCAGCAGCCGGUAGCCAUGCGCUGGUUUAGUUGCUCGUAGUUGCUGAAGUAAAACUUCUAUCCUCCCCAUGCUAACUGUUGACAUGGAAAACAAGGAAAAUGGCUCUCUGGAUGUCAAAAAUUCAGUAGAGAAUGGGAGACCUCCGGAUCCUGCUGACUGGGCUGUUACCGAUGUUGUGAAUUAUUUCAGAACAGCUGGAUUUGAAGAACAAGCCAAUGCUUUUCAGGAACAGGAAAUUGAUGGCAAAUCAUUACUGUUGAUGACAAGAAAUGAUGUACUGACUGGACUUUCAUUAAAACUGGGGCCUGCGCUGAAAAUCUAUGAAUAUCACGUAAAACCUCUACAGACACAACAUCUAAAGAACAACUCUUUAUAGCUAAUUGUCU
Malurus melanocephalus (red-backed fairy wren) is the source of this 464-nucleotide messenger RNA. RefSeq names its product sterile alpha motif domain containing 13 (gene SAMD13). NCBI's taxonomy places the organism in Eukaryota, Metazoa, Chordata, Aves, Passeriformes, Maluridae. Gene Ontology annotation, molecular function: protein binding. Bases 146 to 454 code for a protein of 102 amino acids. The transcript is spliced from 4 exons. The record is from RefSeq and is a predicted model, not a curated record.